Messenger RNA from Thermothelomyces thermophilus ATCC 42464, 2524 nucleotides. RefSeq lists its product as uncharacterized. NCBI's taxonomy places the organism in Eukaryota, Fungi, Ascomycota, Sordariomycetes, Sordariales, Chaetomiaceae. The transcript has 6 exons. The record is from RefSeq and is a predicted model, not a curated record. The coding region runs from base 314 to 2389 and encodes 691 amino acids.
AUCCCCCGGACCCCAGAGGCCGAGAACCCCAGGCCGAACCCCAAACAGAAUCGGGGCAAUGGAAUGAGGGGAGGGGAGGGCCGGCUGCAACCAGAAGAAGCCGAGGAUUCCGCUUCCCACGCGGGUGAUGGGUGGCUGGUUCACUGGCGACUGAGAGCAGCCACAACGCUUUAUAGAUACCUUGAAUAUGAUCACUGUCAAUUCGUGUCUCGGACCAUUCUUUCCCACCUCCCUCCCUUCUACUGACGAGAUCAAGCUCCCCCUUGACCGCCUAACCCUUACCAUCGCGGUACCUAGCUAGACGGGCGCAAGCAUGGAUCACCCGCAAGACCAGGUCCAGCGCCAUUCCCUCACUGAUCCCGAGGGCUUCUGGGCACACCAGGCCGAGCAGCUGCACUGGCACAAGAAACCCUCGGCCGUCCUCGCCCGCACCACCAAGACCCUUAAGUCGGGCAACAAGCACGCCCACUGGGAGUGGUUUCCAGAUGGAGAGAUAUCGACAUGCUACAAUUGCCUUGACCGCCACGUGCUGGCCGGUCACGGCGACGCCCCGGCCAUUCUCUACGACAGCCCCGUCACAAACACCAAGCAGCGCAUCACGUACGCGCAGCUCCUUGACGAGGUUGAGGUUUUCGCUGGCGUGCUGAGGGAGGAAGGCGUAAAGAAGGGGGACGUCGUGCUUGUCUACAUGCCCAUGAUUCCCGCCGCUCUGAUCGGCAUCCUCGCAAUCAACCGCCUGGGUGCUGUGCAUGCAGUCGUCUUCGGCGGGUUUGCCGCGAACGCACUAGCCCAGCGCAUCGAGGCCUCGCGGCCCGUCGCCAUCCUCACGGCCUCGUGUGGCAUCAAUGGUAACAAGCCGCCUAUCCCCUACCGCGACUUCAUCGACGAGGCCGUCCGCAUCUCUUCGUGGAAACCGCCAAAAACCAUUAUCUGGCAACGUGAACAACUCCUCUGGCGCCCUACCCGCAAGUUGCAAGGCGAGAGGAAGUGGCAGCACCUGGUCAAGAGCGCCCGUGCCCGUAACCAGAGGGCCGAGUGUGUGCCCGUCAGGUCCUCGGACCCCAUCUACAUCAUUUACACCAGCGGCACAACCGGCCUGCCAAAAGGUGUGGUAAGGGAGACUGGCGGCCACGCUGUCGGCCUCCACCUGACCAUCUCUUAUGUUUUUGGCAUCCAUGGCCCGGGCGAUGUGAUGGGUUGCUUCAGCGAUAUUGGUUGGGUUGUCUCCCACAGCUACACCCUCUAUGGCCCCCUUCUUACCGGCGCUGCCAGCGUCAUCUACGAAGGCAAGCCCGUCGGCACUCCUGACGCAUCCGCCUUUUGGCGUCUGGUCGACGAGUACAAAAUCAACACCAUGUUCACGGCGCCAACCGCCCUCCGCGCAAUCCGCAAAGACGACCCGGACAACGCCCACUUCACCCGAGUCGGCGAACGUGGCGGACUCAGGAGCCUCAAGGCCCUGUUCGUCGCCGGUGAGCGAUCCGAGCCGGCCAUCAUCACCAUGUACCAGUCCCUCCUCAACAAAUACGCGGCUGAGGGCGCCCAGGUGAUAGAUAACUGGUGGUCAUCCGAGUCAGGUUCGCCAAUCUCCGGCAUUGCCCUCGCGCCUCAUGCGGGCAGGAAUAGGAAGACUGGGAUGAAGGAGAAGCAGAGGCCUUUGGAAAUCAAGCCGGGGAGUGCAGGCAAGGCGAUGCCGGGAUUCGAUGUGAGGGUUGUCGACGACCAAGGCGUCGAAGUCGAACGCGGCAAGAUGGGCAACAUUGUUCUCGCCCUCCCGCUCGCCCCCACUGCCUUUCGCACGCUCUGGAAAGACGAGGAGCGGUUCUACAAGGGCUACUUGAAGCGGUUUGACGGGAAAUGGCUCGACACGGGCGACGCAGGGUUGGUCGACGAGAAUGGCUAUAUCCACAUCAUGGGGCGGUCAGACGACAUAAUCAACGUAGCCGCCCAUCGCCUCAGCUCAGGCGCCCUCGAGCAAGCAAUCAGCUCCCACCCGCUCGUGACCGAAGCCUGCGUGGUCGGCAUCCCAGACGCCCUCAAAGGCCAUCUACCGUUCGCCUUCGUCACCACCUCCGCCACCUCCCCCUUGCGCCCAGAGGAGGAGGAGAAGCUGUACGGCGAGAUUCAGAGCCUCGUCCGCUCCCAAGUCGGCGCCAUCGCCACGCUCGGCGGCAUGGUGGUCGGGCGCGGCAUGAUCCCCAAGACGCGCUCGGGCAAAACCCUGCGGAGGGUGCUCCGGGAGCUGAUCGAGAAUGCCGUCCUUCACGGGGACGUGGACAGGCCGGUGAACGUGCCGUCAACCGUCGAGGAUGCGGGUGUGGUGGGCGUCGCGAGGGAGGGGAUCAGGGAGUACUUUAAGCGUAGGGGCGGUCUAAAGGCGAAGCUCUGAUGGCCGGGGCCCCCUCAGUGCAGUUGAUGGGAGGGAGGGUUUCUCGGGGACCUAUCUGCUUGGGAUUAUGAUAUGGGAGCUUGUUGCAAGUUAAUAGAGUGGUCACUCCUUGCUGAUUCUGCGCUUUGCUCUUCU